Molecule: messenger RNA, 3479 nt
Organism: Rhea pennata
Lineage: Eukaryota; Metazoa; Chordata; Aves; Rheiformes; Rheidae
Gene: DDIAS
Product: DNA damage induced apoptosis suppressor
Exons: 5
Coding region: 273-3200 (975 amino acids)
Biological process (GO): negative regulation of intrinsic apoptotic signaling pathway in response to DNA damage
Cellular component (GO): nucleus; cytoplasm
Source: RefSeq, a predicted model, not a curated record
GGGCCCUGCUCAGCGCUGGCCUCCAGCGUGGGGGCCGGGGCCGUUACGGUGCUAAAGCGCGGCGCAGUCCGGCUCGGCGUCUGGGUGUAAUUAAGGCUAAGAGUAGACGUUGACUGAAUUGGGCUUCUGCUGCAAACAGAAUCACUAUUUCCUGAAGGCUGCCUUUCAACAGCAACAAAAAAUCCAACCAGCAGCAGUCUAUGUUAACAUCUCAUAAAGUGAGAACUUGCUGAACCAUUUUGAGGCACCUCUUUCAGGUGAUGCUGUAACACAUGAGUGGUGGGAGAGCACUUUUGGCUGCCUCUGUAAUUUCCAUCCAAAACUCCUGCUUCGUCUAUCCUGCUUGUCAAAGCUGCUUUUCUAGGCUGAUACUGGAUUCUAGGAGGUUUAACUGUCUAAAAUGUGGCUGCACAGGUGAAGCUAAAGAUGCAAGCUACAGAUAUAGAUUGUCCCUAAAGAUUGCUGACACUAAUGAUUUGUUUGACAUUACUGUUUUUGGAAGCUGCUUAGAUCCGUUCUUUGGAAUCACUGCAGGAAAUUUGCAGAGGUAUAUUCAAGACCUUAAUCAGCUGUCGGGAGAAACAAAUAAAGAUACUUCUCCAGGAGUGUUAAUUCAAGCAGUUGAAACUUGUUUCAUUGGAAAAAGAUUUAUAUUUGGCGUGAAGGGUUGUGUGAGUCAAGAUGGAGGGCAUUUUGUUGGCAGCAGCAUCUUGCAAAACUGUUCCAGAAUUAAUAGAGGUACAAAAAACCUUACAGCCUGCCAGAUCUUCCUGCCAAACACUACUGUUACUGGCUUUACUGUUAUCAGCUAUUUCCAUCAGCUCUUGCAGUGUGCAAAAUUCGGGAACUGCAGUAGCAGCUCAUACUUACCUGAUGCAUCUUCAGCUGCAAUAGAUCAGCCUGUCAGUGAGCUCAGCAGCUUGUCUAGUCUGAGCAGAAAUUCCUGUUUUCUUCAGUCUAGUGGCAGAGAAAGUUUUUUAGGGUCCUGGCAGCAGUCCUUCAGCCUGACUUCGUCUGUUGCUUGGAUAACUGCAGAAGACUUUCCAUCUUCAGAAACGGAAAAGCUGAUGAGUGAACAGAAUGAACAAGAGGAGAGGCCUGUCUCUGAAGAAUCAUGCACUGUAAGCCUCAGCAAUCAAACUCUUUGGGAUUCACAGUUUCACAGCUCUUCUGUGAGGAAAGGGAAUAAAGAGGAAGAUAAUGAAUCAAGUUCACAGUCUAAUCAUAUUAACAUUUCUGCACCUGACAAAUUAGAGGGAAUUUCCUCUUCAAAGACAGAGUGUUCAUUUGAUAAUAGUUCCAGGUUAUUACAAAAUCUCUUGGAAUUUGGGGUAAAAAACACUUACCCAGAGAGUAAUAGUGGAAAUGACUGCUAUCCAGAAAAAUCCCCCAACUCCCUUUUUUACAAAGGAGACGCAUCACCUUCUGAUCAUGUAAAUGUAGCUGAAGUGCCUCCAACAGAUUCUAUGCUUUGGGAUGAGCUCCCUUUCUCAGAAAGUCUAAAUGAGUUUUUAGCCAGAAUAGAAGACAAGAGUGUUGUAACAUCACCCAGCCUUGAUACAGGGAGACAUGCCCUUGUUCAAAGUAGCAAAUUGGAUACAAAUAUUAUUAAAUCAUAUCCUAAGCAACCCUUGGUAGCUGGUAAUUUGCAUGAAAUGAGCAUAUUAGGGAAGUUCUUGUCACCAGUGGAAAAGGCUAGUUGGGAGAGCAUGUCUUUGGCUUGCUUUCAGUCAAAUGCAAAUCUUCCAGUUGAUGAGGUAUCACAAUGUGAGUCUUUUUGUAGUGCUUUGUCUUUAACUACCAAAGGACAUGAAACAUCUUUCUUUAGACCGAAUCCACAUCAACUAAUUCCGUCACAGACCUUGCCAGUUGCAUCAGAGCCUUCUCCAUUCACGAGUAGAUCUGUGCAGUCUAAAGAAGCAAAUAUUAGCAUUUCAAACUCUGCUUGUUCUUUCAUCAGCCUACAGGGUACUGCUGAACACAAAAAAACCUUAUGUUUACGAAGCAGCAAAACAGCUGCCUGUGUACCUGGUGCACAUGAUAGCUGUUCAGUUGAUUGGGAGAAUAAAGAAAAUUAUUCUUGCAUACCAAGCCAAAAAGCAGAUCUUGCAUGCUUGGGGGCAUGGGACUCUGAUCCAGCAACUCCCAGUAAUACAAGAAAGACAUAUAAAAGAGAAUUAAAGCCACUGACAGAACUGCAAGAAAAUACCUUUAGAAGUAUAAAUAAGAGAGAGAUGCUGUGGAACAGUGGCUGCCCUGAAGGCAGCUACAAUGCUUCUGCUGAUCUCUUUGAUGCAAGUGAGAUAGCAAAGACAGUAGAAUUCUUAAAUAAAUCACAUAACUCUUCCUUACAGGAAGGUGCUUUGACGGAAAAGGGCAGAGCUGAAUUGGCUGUAGAUGUUCCCUGUAACAAUUCAAAACGUAGAUCAUCUCUACAUAGGUCCCCUCCUACUUUUAGGAAACACAGCACACCGGCAGCUUACUCCUUUUGUGAUUCAGAAUGCAAUUCAGUAACUGCUCAAGACUUUGUUCCUUAUUCACAGUCAACUCCCGUAGCAAAACCUCUUCAAAAAAUAUGUCCUGUUGGGGAAAGAAGCUCUUUUGUCACUAUAUUCACUCCUAAAAAUCUUACUAAAAUCCAUUCCAAGUGUAAUCAAUCAAGGCCUUCCUUUCAAAACACCCUGCUGCAGCAACUUACUGGCAAAUCACUGAAACGUGAAAGGCCAAGUAACAGGGGAGACAAAGAAAGUAAUAGCUCUGCUUCACUGCGGUCAGUUAUCAACAGCCAGCUACCUGAGGAUGACUUUGAGUGGAUCCCUCCAUCUACAAAGAAAAGAUUGAAACCAACUGCAUCUUUAAAUUUUAAAACAGUUAGCUUGGCUACUGACUUGCAAUCAACCUGCAAGUACACUGACAGGAACCCUACUUCUGAAGGGAAAUUCAACAGUGGAACUAUGUGCUUCAGACGUGAUAAAUUAAGCUCUGGGAAUACAGCCAGGAUUCUAACAACUCCUGUAUCUGCAGGUGUGGCCAAGGCCUUGUUUUUAAAUGAUACGGUCCUGGAAAAUUGUUCUGCUUUAGAAAGCAAAAAUCGCCUCUCGUGCAAAUUCUUCUGGGUGUAUAUUGGAAGGGACAGCUGGCUGGUCUCCCGAGUUGUUCUUCCGAGCCCGGAGCCCUUUUUUCCAAAGGCAAAAUACUGAAAAAUGAUGCUUCUGUACUGUGUUCUUUGUAAUUAUUUUUAAGACUUUGGAAAGGACCCAGAUGAAGAGAAGAGCUGCUUAAAAACAAAAACUUAUUUAGAAACCUAUUAUUGUAUGUGUUCCUAAGAUGAGUUAUGUUUAUUUGCAGAGUUUUGCACUGCAGAGAUGUUGGAUAAAAUGGAAUUUUGCUGUUGCUUUGUUUUACUGUGGAUUAAAUCUAAAACGUGGAAUAAAUGGUUAUGUAAAUGUGUGAGCAUUUAAUAAAUCUCAUUUUUUCAA